Messenger RNA from Patella vulgata (common limpet), 1238 nucleotides. RefSeq names its product ceramide-1-phosphate transfer protein. Gene Ontology annotation, biological process: ceramide transport; intermembrane lipid transfer. The coding region runs from base 66 to 716 and encodes 216 amino acids. Gene Ontology annotation, molecular function: ceramide 1-phosphate binding; ceramide 1-phosphate transfer activity. The transcript is spliced from 2 exons. The record is from RefSeq and is a predicted model, not a curated record. NCBI's taxonomy places the organism in Eukaryota, Metazoa, Mollusca, Gastropoda, Patellidae. Gene Ontology annotation, cellular component: cytosol; membrane; cytoplasm.
UACCAUGACAAAAUGUGGAUUCGUAAUACGGUCAAAAUUAUACUCGGGGCUCUUCCGGUUGUUUGAUGAUGGCAACGAAUAAAACUGAUAAAAAGUCUGACUUUAAUCUUGAACGACUGUUGCAGUUGUUUAGGGCGUGCAAAGAUGCUGAUGGUGAGAUAAGCAUAGAUCGAUAUAAUGAUGCUUACGACGAGCUUUGCAAAUUAUUUUAUUUGUUGGGUAAAGUUUUUUCAUUUGUGGCAUCAGAUGUAGAAGAAAAGGUGAACAUUUUAAGAGAUUAUCGGAAAUUGCCCAGUGAAUCCCAACAUUACCAAUCCAUCCAGUCAAUGAUAAAAUAUGAAGUGGAACACAAAACAACUAAUAAUAAAAAGAAAGCCUCGGGAUGUAGAACCUUGCUUCGACUUCACAGAGCCUUGGAGUUUACAUACGAGUUCAUGACCGAGCUUGGUAAAGCUGAAAGCUCCUCAAAAAUGUCUACUGCUGCUUCAGAGGCGUAUGGAAGAUCUUUAGCCAAAUUUCAUCCGUUUCUCAUCCGUCAAGCAGUUUAUCUAGCAGUACACACUUUACCCCAUCGUGAUCAAUUAAUGAAAAAUAUGAAAAUAGAAGAUGUAGAAAAGGGAAAAGAAGUCCUAGAACAAAUCGUAACAGAGCAAAAAAUGAUUUAUGAAAUAACACAAGAUUUGUAUGCUAAAAAUAAUCUGUUAGAUUUACCUUGAUAACAUAGACUAUACUAUAUUCAGAUUUAUUUCUAUAGGUUGUUAUAAAUUUUUUGUUGUAUAUUUUUGUUAUAAAAAUAUUUUCAGGCCCGUAGCUAGCAGGGGGCAGCCCAACCAUUGUCUCUUGGCUUUAUGGGCACAUUGGUCGUUGACUUCGUUUUUUGUCCAAUGGAAGGGGCGUUGUUCGUUGGCCAGAAGGGGCAGCUGCCCAACCCCCACCACCCCAUCAUCCCCCACGGGCCUGAUUUUACAUUGCCUGCAAUCAGAGAUAAAAGGGAAUACGCGCAGUUAGGCAUCAUAUUGAAUUUUACUACUGUCUGAGCCAUGCUAAAUGAUAAAGUGAAUAUAAUUAAUUAUGUUCUUUUAAAAACUUAUCCAUUAUAUUUUAAGUCACCCCGUUUGCUUGUAUUUUCAACAGUACAUCUGUACAUCACAACGUGCCACCAGUCACGUGUUGAAAGAGCAUUGGCACACUUUUACAAACAUUUGUUAUAAUAAAAAAAAACUGCAGUUUUAGUCGCA